Molecule: messenger RNA, 2401 nt
Organism: Salpingoeca rosetta
Lineage: Eukaryota; Choanoflagellata; Craspedida; Salpingoecidae
Exons: 17
Coding region: 32-1945 (637 amino acids)
Source: RefSeq, a predicted model, not a curated record
CGCAAUUUUCGCUGACUCAGCAGGUGCGAAGAUGACAGCCAAGUCGGUGCUGCUGACAGCAGCUGCAGUGGCUGUGUUGGCUGGGGUGUGUCUUCUUGGUAGCCUGAGCGUGCGUGUGCAGGCGACGCUCGUGGCCGUUCAGCAGCACCAAGUCGUCCACGCUGAUGUAGCCGUGUACGGAUCGACACCAGGUGGCAUCAUGGCAGCGGUGGCAGCCUCACGCGGCGGAGCCAAUGUCACGUUGGUCUCGGCAACAACACUGAUUGGAGGCAUGUGCAGCAGCGGCCUGGGAAAAACCGACAAAGGCGACCCAUCUGUGAUUGGAGGGCUGGCGCAUGAGUUCUUUGGGCGUGUCGGUGCACGUUACAACUCCACCGAACCCGUGUAUGAUUUUGAGCCCCACGUUGCUGAGGCCACCUUCCAUGACAUGCUGGCCGACGCGAACGUCACUCUGGUCCUCAAUCAACACGUGACGAGACUAGUCAAGCGGGACGACGAUCCCACGGUGAUUCAUGCACUCCAGUUUGACCAAGACCUGACUGUGAUCGCCAAGCGGUUCAUCGACGCCUCCUACGAGGGAGAUCUGCUUCCCUUGGCAAACGUCUCCUUUACCAUCGGCCGCGAAGGACAACAGCAGUACAACGAGUCCCUUGCUGGCUUCAGAGGUCGUGCUAUGGGCCACGAGUUUGGCGUUGCGGUCGACCCCUUUGACGCGCACGGCAAUCUCCUACCCCUCGUAUCCCCGCAGCCAAAGGAGAAGGUUGGUGAUGGUGAUGGGCGCGUGCAGUCGUACAACUUUCGAUUGUGCGUUACGCAAGACAAGACCAACAGGGUUCCAUUCGCCAAACCACCCAACUACAACGCAAGCGCAUGGGAACUGGCCCGAAGACUGUUUACGGCAGCGGUGCCGCCUGCGUCGCGCCUUCCCUCAGGUAACCUUGGCCCGCUGCCAAACGGGAAGUUUGACAUGAACAACGACGGGCCCAUCUCCACCGAUUUCAUCGGGGGGUCGCAGGACUGGCCAACAGCAACGCCGAAGCAGCGGGAGAUCAUAUGGCAGGCACACAAGGAGUACACGCAGGGCCUGUUGUGGUUUCUCUCUCAGGACCCCGCCCUCAACGAGAGCGUCCAUGAUGCAAUGAGAAACUGGGGUCUAUGCAAGGACGAAUUUGAGGCGUAUGAUCACUGGCCCCCGAUCUUAUACGUGCGGGAAGGCCGACGCAUGCAAGGCGAUUUGGUGUUUACGCAGUCACUUGUGGAGCGCCAACGUGAACACGACAUUGGUGCCGCCUCCAUAGGCAUGGGAUCCUACAACUACGACAUGCACAAUGCCCAGCGAUACGCAUGCACGAACAAGACUGCGUGCACUGCGUUUUCGCUGCCGUACGCUUGGAACGAAGGGGAUGUGGAGCAGAACCCAGGCUACCACUACCAAAUACCGUAUGGCGCGCUGCUGCCACGCAAGUCACAGGCCACCAAUCUCCUGGUCCCUGUGGCCGUUUCAGCCUCGCACGUGGGUUACGGGACCUUGCGGAUGGAGCCCCAGUUUAUGAUUAUGGGUCAGGCAGCAGGCACUGCUGCCGCCAUUGGCAUUCAAGUGGCCAUCCCAGCCCCAGUACAGGACAUUAAUGUGAAGACAUUAUCGAAGGAGCUGAAGGCUGCUGGCCAGAUUGUAACGCAGGCACCACCCACACCCGAGCCGCAUGCAAACUGUACGUUCCAGGACUCGGUCGACUAUGAUCACGCGCCCUGGAGUUGGCCCACCACAUCCCGCUCCCAGUGUUGCGGCAUGUGCGCUGCAUACGAUGGCUGUGUUGCAGCUGUGUUCAGGUACGCCGGCUCUCCAAAGAACACGUGCUGGCCCGUCCUGCAAGGCCACAAGCACAAGCAACCCCACCCACGCACACAGGGCAUCGUCUCAUGCCUCCUGCAACACGAAAACUGAACUCACAGAGGAUGACAUCAGUGAGCGGAAAAUCACAUUAACGUGUUUGACGAUUUAUUUCGCCGUUCUCGACCACAGAGAACACGCUAAAAACCCCCUUUCCCUCAGCACAAUUGACUACGGCACCCCACCCCACAUCCACCCACCAAGUCACAAUGAACCACACAACAGGCAAACCACUCACACUAAUCCUCGUCUUCAUGUUCACCCUCAUCGUCGUCCUCGUCACUGUCCUCGUCACUGUCCUUGUCUUUGUCCUCGUUCACAACAUCGACCUCUUCCAUAUUCUCAUCAUCAUCAUCACACUGCUCGUCAUCGAACACCCCAUCAUCGAUUGCCUCCUCAUCCACCUCAUCGAGGCUCGUGAUCUGCCUGUAAAGCUCAUCCAGCCGAGCAUUUGCUUUUGCAAUGCAUCCCUCAACUGUCUUCGGUGUCAGGGUUGCAAACGCCUCGUCC